UUUUGAUGUCCUUCAUGAAUGUCAGCCGACUUUCGAUCUUCGACUUGCUCGUCCGGCGCCCUUUUGAGAUUCGCCAUCCCCCCUUAGCUUUCUGCGUACUGCUACCAUUGCCAACCGCCAACCACGUCACCUGAACCUCCCAAACUCGUCUUCUUCCGCUCCGUAAACCUCCUGCCACCUUCCACAGGUCCCUGUCCGCAUACGUAAGCGGAAACCCCCGCCGCCGCCGCCGCCGUUGCCCUGCCCUCCGCCUACAAGCGACACCCCUCGCGGUACACGCAUACGAACAACUGCUUCCGUCCUUCGUUCCAUCCUGCAUUCCGAGUCAUCCCUGCCGAAGUCGACGACUGCCGCUUUCCUUGUUUCCAUAGACUUCGUUGCCAUUGGAUGACAUCGCAAGGUGGCACGACUGGCCAUCUUGAACGGCCAGACUCUUCUCCCAACCAAGAAGCAUACGAUAUCUGAGCGCCUCCGUGUUCAAAUAUAGCCAUCAAGCGGUCAAGCCGCCCUAUAUUCAGUCUACAAUUCACAUAUCGAUUUCUACAUCGACGACCGCCGACGAUUCGGGGGCUGAAAUGCUGGCUUUGUGAUGGACCCCAACUUCCUCCAGAACCUAGACUAUUUCGCCGUCCCCAACAACCAAGCCACGACCUCUGUCGAACAAACUGCCGAGUCAUCCGCCACAGGUGCUGCUAGAAAUGCGCCCGCCACCUCUCUUUGGGAAUCCCUAGGGGGCGACCAAGAAAACUCCGAGUCAACGUCCAACGGCCCUUCCGGAUCGCUACCGUCCUUUACCCAGCCAUCACCCGGCAGCACUAACUUCGGCCUGGGCUCCAUGCCAGCUCAGAUGCAAUUCAGUCAUGGCCAGCUCAGGAAUAACGGCCUUCCAAACAGAGCUGCGCCAGGCCAGAGUUCACGGCGGAGAGAUGCCCAUGUACGUAAGCGGACCAAGGUCGAUUCCGAGGCUGCAGCGCUUGAGUCUGUUGACUACUGGAUUCAAUUCGACGAUGACGAAGAGCAGAAGUUUGGUGGAAGCUUCGAAAUCGACUUUUCGAGACGUAGCAAUCCUACUCCGAACUACCGACCAAGACCGGCUGCAAAUCGUCUAAACCCAAUGUCUACAACACCUGGUCUGGGCGCCGGGUUAUAUACCCACCCUGUUUUUAAGCCAGAGGAUUUCAUGGACGACGCAGCCCUCGACAAUGCUUUGUCUGACGACGAGGAUUUUCUGGAGUCAAUGAACCUUGGCGACCAACUUGGGAAGAUUGAGUCUCAGCCGCCACAGGAGGUGCCUCCCAGAGAGGGUCUUUACUCGACACCCCUGAGUUGGGAAAAGCCAGCGCCUGGACUCAGGAUGAACCCCCUUUUUGGAAUGGGCGGCAUGAACGCACCCAUGCUUGACCCUGAGCAACGGCGACUACUGGCAAUAGCUUUGAACACGGGUGGUCGAUCAUCGGCAACCGGUUUGGGCUCCGGCAUGGGGUUUGGUGUUGGAGCGGAUCUAGGUCCCGAGUUUGCGAGCCUCGAAAAUUUCGACGCAAAUAUGGCUACAGGUAAUCUGAGCGACAUUACCAGAGGCUCCGAACAGUCGACCCUUGACAAGGGCAAGAACAAGGAAAAGGCCUCUGGAAAGGAGGAAGCCCAGUCGUAUCGGCCCCAAUUACCCCGAACCGCCACCAAUGCUACUAGCAUAUCUGAAAAGUCCAAAGACAAGGCCAAGUCGGGUGAUCGAACGGCGCAUAACGACAUUGAGAGGAAGUAUCGUACCAACCUUAAAGACAGAAUUUCAGAGCUUCGCGAUGCAGUCCCAUCCCUUAGGUCAAUACCCGAGGAGGGAGGUGAAGAUGCCGAGGCAGACAGCCAAUCGCAACGUGGUCCUAAAGUCAGCAAGGGCACCGUCCUUACGAAAGCGACUGAGUAUAUACAUUACCUAGAACGAAGGAACAAGGCCAUCAUGCGCGAGCAUCAGGAACUCGCGAGGCGCCUGCAAGCCUUUGAGCAGCUCUUGAGCGCCCAAGCGCGGCAACCUUUCCCGAUGCCCAAUUACAGCAGAACCCUCUUCGACCCUAGAGGUUUCUGUUAACGUGUCUCUCCUCUUACUACAUAUUACGCAUUAUGAUUGCGAGUUGUACAUAUUACGUUUUCAUGGACUGCGGUUUACCCCAAAAUAUACGAUUGCGGUCAAUCUAUGAGGAAUGAAUAGGUACUAUUAUAUAAUGAAAGGUUAACAGACCUGCAAUAAAAU
Messenger RNA from Colletotrichum destructivum, 2245 nucleotides. Its product is annotated as Putative myc-type, basic helix-loop-helix (bHLH) domain-containing protein. The transcript has 4 exons. NCBI's taxonomy places the organism in Eukaryota, Fungi, Ascomycota, Sordariomycetes, Glomerellales, Glomerellaceae. Gene Ontology annotation, molecular function: protein dimerization activity. The record is from RefSeq and is a predicted model, not a curated record. Bases 590 to 2083 code for a protein of 497 amino acids.